AUGAAGUGUCUUGCUGUUCUUGCCCUACUUGGCAUCGCCCAAGCCCACUACACCUUUCCUGGCCUCAUCCAUAAUGGCGUUACCGAGGCCGACUGGACCUAUGUUCGUGAGACGACGAACCACUACUCUCACGGCCCAGUCCAGGAUGUAAGAGAUAGCCAACUCCGCUGCUAUGAGCUUCAGCCCGGCUCCAACGGCGCCAAGACGAAGAACGUCAAUGCCGGCGACAAGGUUGGCUUCCGCGUAGAUGGUGGCAUCCAGCACCCAGGGCCUUUGCAGUUCUACAUGGCCAAGGCUCCAUCUGGCGCUACAGCCGAAACCUUCAACGGCGACGGCGCCGUCUGGUUCAAGAUCUACGAAGAACACCCCACCGUCACCUCGGCCGGAUUGACGUGGGCGUCAAAUGGUCAGCAGACUGUCGACGUUACGAUCCCGCGCUGCCUUACACCAGGUUAUUAUCUGCUACGCGUCGAGCACAUUGGUCUUCACAGCGCGGGUUCCACCGGUGGAGCUCAGUUCUACCAAGGCUGCGCGCAGCUUUACGUCUCCGGCAGCGGGACCAAGACCUUCUCCGGGGUCUCUAUUCCGGGCGCAUACUCGGCUUCUGACCCCGGCAUCUUGAUCAACUUGUACUGGCCGAUUCCCACGAGCUACAAGAACCCCGGCCCAGCAGUCGUCUCUGUGAUACUUUUUGCGAUUCUCAUUUUUAUUGUCUUCGUUCUCGCCUUUGUGAUCCAAUCGAGUGCCAUCGACCUGCCACCAUGGACUAAAACAUUCCAAGGCGCCACGCCAGAGCAGCAGACGCAGUACUCUGCGGCCCUGCUAUCUGUUGUUCUUGUUAUCUCUGCCGUCAUUGUCACUGCUGGAAUCUACCUUAUCAGAUCUAAAGCGUACUGA
Molecule: messenger RNA, 897 nt
Organism: Xylaria bambusicola
Lineage: Eukaryota; Fungi; Ascomycota; Sordariomycetes; Xylariales; Xylariaceae
Product: glycosyl hydrolase family 61-domain-containing protein
Exons: 6
Coding region: 1-897 (298 amino acids)
Source: RefSeq, a predicted model, not a curated record